Theileria annulata is the source of this 1773-nucleotide messenger RNA. RefSeq lists its product as uncharacterized. The record is from RefSeq and is a predicted model, not a curated record. Gene Ontology annotation, cellular component: cytoplasm; plasma membrane. Gene Ontology annotation, molecular function: protein binding; calcium ion binding. The transcript is spliced from 2 exons. Bases 1 to 1773 code for a protein of 590 amino acids. NCBI's taxonomy places the organism in Eukaryota, Apicomplexa, Aconoidasida, Piroplasmida, Theileriidae. Gene Ontology annotation, biological process: endocytosis; endosomal transport.
AUGAGCACCCGUAUCAAUUUAUCGCAUGAAGAAAACGAUUUUUACUCUAGCCUCUUCGUACAGUGUGACACUGAUGGCUACGGCUACGCUUCAGGUGAUACAGUAUCUUUUCUUUUAAGGAAAUCAGAUUUGGACGAAGAUUUACUGUACUCUAUUUGGGAAAUCGCGGACAAGAACAAGACUGGUCAGCUGGAUUUUUCUGGUUUCUGUAUUUGCAUGAGGCUGAUCGCACACGUUCAACAAUAUGGUCCACAGGCUUUAAAUGAUCCAACUCUUCUGAAUGAGGUUCCUGAACACUUGCCUAUUUUUGCAUUUCCAGAACAGAUCAACCCAAUGGAAAAUUUUAAUACUCAGUUCCAAUUUAAUAACCAUGAAAAUCAGUUCGGCAACACAGAUGAUGAUUUAAAAAAUGAAAAUGGGUUCAACAAAAACAGACCAGAAGAACAUGUUGAAUCAGAUCCCUUCACAAUUUCAAGCUCAGAUUUCGAGGGUUACAAAUACUCAUUUAUACAACUAACUAAUAGCCUGGACGGCUAUUUGCUGGGCGAUGAAGCCAGGGCCUUUUAUCUAAGCACGACAAACCUCGGCCUCGACGAUUUGAUGCACCUUUGGAACUUGGCAGACUUUGACAAAGAUGGCAGACUAACUCUCCGUGAAUUCUGCGUCAUGCAGAAGCUCUGCGAAUCAGUAAAUAUCUUCGAAACGCUUCCAAAGUUGCUUCCUGACCCACUUUUUGAGUUCUUGCAAUCUGACAAUUUCCCAGAUUAUGCCAGUGUGGCUCAAACUCCCCCCGACACCACCUUACCCGUUGAUGUUACUGUUCCCACCGUUCAAGCCAACGUGCCUACACUGCCUCCUCAGAUAUCCAAUACUGUUAACAAGAAGUCUGUGAUGACGAUGGGAGAGAAGGGCAUUAGGAGUGAUCCUUUUGCACCAAAUGAACUGGAUCACCCUCAAGUUUCAACAACAUACAUUACCAAUGACCUGAUCCUGCAGUGUGAGAAUCUUCUGAAAACACUGAGGGACGCAAUUAACAGUGAGAAAAAUUCCAUUUUGGCUACCAAUAACGAGUCUAUUGAGAUUGAGACUAAGCUCAAAAGUGACACCAAGACCCUUGAAAAUCUUAUGGCAGAAUACAGAACUAUUGUCGGAGAUAGCCAGAACAUGUCAAAGAGACGCUCUCUUUUGAACAGCAAACUCUCUAUUGUUAACGACCAGAUUCAGGAGAUUCGUAACCAAAUCCAGAGUAUCCGCGUCUCCAGUGUUGCACUGAGCAGCAGCAUUGACAAGAACAACGAGGAGCAGUCACUCCUCCAGAACGCCCGGCAAAUGUUCUUGAAACAACUUGAGGAAGACACGAACUUGCUCAAAAUUGAGGAGAGAGAACUAGCCGAGAUCUCAAACCAUCUUCAACAGCUUAAACGCCAGAGAGAUCUUCUCAAGGAAAAGAACAACCAACUCAAGGAGUGUUUAUCUCAGUCUGAAAACGCAACUAAGACUAUGCUCAGAUCAAUCCAGCACCAGCAGGGAAAAAUCAUGGCUGUUCGCAACGAAAGGAUAAACUUACUUGAGGAAAGGCUCAAAAUGACCAAUGAAAUCAACAGUCUCAACCAGCAAGACGCCAAUCCAAACGAUUCACUAGGGUUAGCUGACAAUUCAAGUUCUAGUGAAGCUUCCAGGAAUUUCACUGUUAAUAGGAAUGUAAAUUUAGAUAAAAAGGGUAUUCGAGUUUCGUCCUCCUCGUUAAAGGUUGGAGAUGAAUUCCCCAAAUAA